Molecule: messenger RNA, 3573 nt
Organism: Podarcis muralis (Common wall lizard)
Lineage: Eukaryota; Metazoa; Chordata; Lepidosauria; Squamata; Lacertidae
Gene: OAZ2
Product: ornithine decarboxylase antizyme 2
Biological process (GO): positive regulation of protein catabolic process
Cellular component (GO): nucleus; cytoplasm
Molecular function (GO): ornithine decarboxylase inhibitor activity
Source: RefSeq, a predicted model, not a curated record
AUGAGUAACGGGGCGGGCGGAGGCAUCAUAGGCGGCGGCGGCGGCGGCUCGCGCUCCUGGUUUGCCAGUCCGUCAGUCGGAGCUGGGCGCUCGCGAAGGGAGGAGCUGCUGUGAGGCCCGAAAGCGAGCGCCUCCUCCCGACCUCCCCCCCGCCUCCGCCCUGCCGAGCCCCGAGGAUGAUAAACACCCAGGACAGUAGUAUUUUGCCUUUGAGUAACUGCCCCCAACUACAGUGCUGCAGGCACAUUGUCCCAGGGCCUCUGUGGUGCUCCGAUGCCCCUCACCCACUGUCGAAGAUCCCCGGUGGGCGAGGGGUUGGCAGGGAUCCUUCUCUCUCAGCUUUGAUAUAUAAGGAUGAGAAGCUCACUGUUAACCAAGAUCUUCCAGUGCACGAUGGGAAACCACACAUUGUCCACUUCCAGUACAAAGUUACGGAAGUAAAGGUCUCUUCUUGGGAUGCAGUGCUAUCCAAUCAGAGUCUUUUUGUGGAAAUCCCUGAUGGUGUAUUAGCUGAUGGGAGUAAAGAAGGAUUAUUAGCACUGUUGGAAUUUGCUGAAGAAAAAAUGAAAGCAAGUUAUGUCUUUAUUUGCUUCCGAAAAAGCAGAGAAGACAGAGCUGCAUUACUGAAGACAUUCAGUUUUUUGGGCUUUGAAAUUGUGAGGCCUGGCCAUCCCUGUGUCCCAUCACGACCAGAUGUGUUGUUCAUGGUAUACCCCCUGGAUCAGGUCUCUUCUGAUGAUGAUUAGACCCAGUGCAGCACUUCAGUGGGACCCGAACAUGCUUCAAAGACGAGAGGGGGCUAAAACUCCUCUUCGGAGGAAAGGAAAAACAAAAUUCUUCUGGACUGAAACUGCAUUUCUUAUUGUUAGAGUGACCUGUAUAUCUUCUGAGUUGACUUUUCCAUUGAAAUGUGUUACCUAGUGAAUAAUAUAAAGUCUGCACAUGUAAUCGCACAAUAGUAAAUGGAAGGUAAAUGGAGCCCUUUCAUACAGCUCUGUUGUCUGCUGGUUAGCCUAGUGGACAGACAUUCUGUCCUAGCCACCCAAUGGGCAAGGAGCUCAGAGGUGAAGAGGGACACAGAUCUGACUUGUUAAAUUAGCGUUGGGCUUUUCUGUUCAUUUGGUUAUUUGGCUUUCAUUUUAAAUAACUGUAUACUUUUGUGUUCACUCAGACUUAAGCAGGAGGCAUGCUUUGGGCAUAGGGAUGCGAGGAACAGUAACACUGUUAGCAAAGCCUAGGGUGGUACCCCCUGGAGUAACCAACACUGUGGGUUCCUGAGAAGCUUUGUGCUCUUUCUAGCCUUUUUAUUAGGUUAGUAUUAACACUGCAUUAGUACAGCUUUCAAUAAAAAGGGGCAUUCAAAAAACAUGCGAAGCUGACCCUGAUUUUUAGAGAGAAAGAACUGCAUAAGCACCCCUUUCCCAGAAUUGUAAUAGUUCUGCUGUUUUUCACUGCAUUCUGUAGUGGAAGUGGAUGUAAAACUCUGAGUGGAGAUUUUGAAUAAAUGGUGAAAAUUAUAAUUAGAGGAUAAAGCAACAAGUACUCAAAUCUAGCCUCCCCAGCUGGUGAUGGGAAAAUUUUAUGCUGGCAGCUCUGACUGAUGCCCUUGCAGCCAGCUUUUCUUGAGAAACCUAGGAAUGGAUUGCAGUAUGCUUAUAAACAAAGCAAUCCUAUGCUCUCCCACUAGGAAUUAAGCACUACUGCAUGCAUUAGUGCUUAAUGCUGAAUAAACAACUAGGAAACUUUUCUGAAAACUAUUUGGUGCUUGAAGCUUCAUCUCAUCCUUCAAUGGCUUUCUUUUGUAGAAUGGAAGACAACUAUCCUGCUUAUAUUUUCUUAAACAGCCAGUUCUUUCAAGCUUCAUUCAUAACAUACGAUUCAAACACUUUCCUUGUCUGUUUAACUGAUGUCAAUGUGAAACAAUGGUAUCCAAACUUGCUUAUAUUGAUUUUUGCUAAGAUGAUUCAACUGUUACAAAAAAGCAAAAAUAUAGACAGUCUAGGAGGGAAUACAUGUGCAAUAUGCUUUUUUUGUAGCUAGGUAUCUGCUAUUUAGUCUUCAUAGGUGGAGUUCUGCAGAAUCCUCUGGGGUCUUACCCCAGAAGUGGCCAGUAUGUUUCUCACCUAGGUAAGGGGCUACUGCUUGAAAGGGGAAGUGUUCUGGAGAGGAAUUGGGGUUCUGGAGAGGAAUGUAUGGGAAUAAACUUAAGUUGUCUCCUCCCACCCAAUGGAAGCUGGCAUUGUAUUACGAGUAAAGAGAGGGAUUAGGUGUCUACUGAGGAAUUUGCAACGUUAAGCACUGGUACUUUCCGUGCAUUAGAGUCCAGAUACUCAUUGUACACAUUUUCUCAAUGUCUACCAUGAUCUGGUUUUCAGAAGUAAUUCAUACACAGAUGCUCAUUGGUGAAAAAGAAAAGAUGGUAAAUACAAAUGGCAAUUUGCUUUAUGUGGGACUAUAAGCACUUGGUGAAUAUUGUGUAAAUAGGGAGAAGAAUCCCUAUACAGGGCAUAGGAAACUUGCUAAGUAAGUUACUAAUUGGUCCAUGAACUUAUUUGCAUUCAGCCUAUUUCUUAAAACUAUGGGAAAAGGUAAGGUUCCUUAGAGGACAUGAAAUUUAUUAUGCUCCCUUAUGAAACAAUUUGUAUCUUGCUCUGGAGGCCCUAUUACAGAACCUCCUGCCCCUGGUUGUCAGAACUGCCAAAAUGCAUUUCUGGCAUUUCGAAAUUAUUUCUGUUCACUUUGUAUUUUAUGCACUUGUGUCCUUGCUGCAGCUGGUACAUAAAAAUGCCAGUACUUCUAUUAGCAGUAAUUUGUGAUCAGCUAGAUCCUAAAUUGCAUUUGUUUCUCAUAAUAAUAUUACACUAGUGACUCACUGAACUUGCACCUUUAAAGUACUUCUCUGUUCAUACACAUGAUUAUCUUUAAAAAGCAAAACAACAAAAACAAAUCCAGUGAAUGAGAAAGUUUUUCUUGCUACCCUCUAGUGCCAUUUUUGGCAAGCUACAGCAGCCAGUUAAUUACCCCUUCCUCCUUGUUGCUAAUGAGUAUUUGCCAGUUAGUGGUACACUGUAUGUAAUCCAGUUUGAGCUUCCGUCCCCACCCCUUAGCUCUACUUUAUCCAGUCUGAGCAAGUAUCUGCAGGCACAAGUAUAGAAGUCACACACAAACCCUCUCUAGAACCAAGCAGCUGCUUGAUUACGAAGAUGAGGUCACUGGAAAAGCAAUCUACUUAAUGUACCAGCUUCUUUUGCAAAAGGAGAAGUUCCACUUGUCUCGGCUCCCUUGCCAAAGUAAUUUGCCUCUUCAAAUGGCCCAUGUCUCCAUUUGAAUACUAUGGGUGUAAUCAGCAAAUUUUAUUUUCCUCUUACUUCCAACAAAUAUACCCACCAAAUGCUUAGUGAGAAUCCCAUUCAUAUUUUUCUAGUUUGAGAGAUUGUCCUGAUAGUCUUGUGUGGUUUUUCAAAUACGUUUUUCUGAACUGGUGCUACUGUAUUAUGUUUUCAUCUGCAAGCUUCAACCCAUUCCUCUGUGUCCCUAGGUCAGCAAUAAAAAUACUGCGAAACAGGGCCCUAA